CCCUGAGUGCAAACCUCGUGGUGAACUAUCUUCGACUCGGCCAUAUUGGAAUAUUGGAUGUCUCUGUUACACAAGGGCUCAAAAGUAGCCGUGAAAUUUUCGCAUAAUCCUCGACGAAAAGAGGAUACGAGACGCCAUGGAGAACACAUACAGCAUCGCCGUCGCUAACAAAUUCAUGUUGGCUCUGGACGAGGAUGAAGACCCGCUAGAAGUGCUGAAGGUUCGUGAACAAGAGAAGGAGGCGAAAAAGAAGGAGAAGCUCUCGGAAAAGGAGAAUAAGAGUAAGCAACCGGACGCCCAAAAAAUCGUUGGCGUUAAGACUCCAAAAACUCGCGUGAUAAAGGAGACCCAGCAGCAACCCUCGAAAGUCCAGGAGCCUAAAAAGGAGCAAGGUGAGAAAAAACCUUCUCAACCAAGAUCUAGUGGCGGCGAUCGCAACGUUAAGUUCUCUGGCGAAUCUCGCGAAGAACGUAACAACAGGCGCAAUCGUGAAGAUGGCGAGAGAACUCCCCGUGGACAGGGACAGGGGCAAGGACAAGGGCAGGGACAGGGACAAGGGCAAGGAGAAAUCAGACGUGGACCUUCUGGAGAAGGUCGUGAUACCCGCGAGUUUCGCGGCUCCGGUGACACUCCCCGCGGAGAAUUUGGAGAACGCCGUGGCCGAGGUGGAGCUCGUGGAAUUGGUGGACGAGGACGUGGCGGACCUCGUGGGGGUCGUGGUGGCUUUGACAACCGCGGAAAACGAGAGUUUGAUCGCCAGUCCGGUUCGGACAAAACGCAACCGAGCAGGCAUGGUUACAGCGGAGUGAAACCAGUGGACAAGAAGGACGGCGCUGGCAGCCACAACUGGGGCACUCACAAUGACGAAAUCGAAGAAAGUAUGAACCCGGAAAGUCAGGAUUGGUCUCCGGAAAAGCCUGAGGGUGACGCUGCGCAGCCGUCAGCCGAAGUUAAGGAAGGCGAGAACGCUGUAGAUACCUCUACGGAAGAGAAACCUGCUGAGGAAGAGUCGCGCGAGUUAACUCUCGACGAAUGGAAGGCUCUACGCAGCACCCGCGCUAAGCCGCAGUAUAAUUUGCGCAAAGCAGGCGAAGGCGAGGAUCUGUCUCGCUGGAAGAAGAUGUACCCUCUCGAGAAGAAGAAGGAGGGUGCUGAAGAAGAAGACGAUGAGGAGGAAGAAUAUGAUGCAGCAGCCGAGUAUCCGCAACGCGUUGGAAGGCAAAAACGCGUUUUGGGCAUCGAUAUUCAAUUCAGUGACUCUCGACGUGGAGCUGGAGGACGCGGAGGUCGUGGUGGCCGUGGUGCUCGUGGAGAACGUGCCAAUGGUCGCGGAUUCGGCAAUCGUGGCACUUCCAGAGAUGGCGAUAACCGUGGUGGAGCUCCUGAUGCGGUAAAGCUGCAAUCUGUUCAACCGGAACAGAGGUCACCACGUGGACGUCAGAAUGCUCCAAAGGUUGACGAUAAGCAUGAUUUUCCUUCAUUAGGAUAGGUAAUCUGUCCCGGUGAGAGCACAGAGUCCCACCACAAAAGCCACCACCGCCACCACAAUCACAACUAUGAUCACUAAAACUACAACCAAAACCAUCAACAGUCCCGCAUCCAUAAGAAUACUAUUAAUGCAUAAUGCGAUUCACCCUUGCAGACGAUAAUAUGACACACAGGAGUACCGACGAACACACAUACCUAUUACACAUAAAACACUGACAUGAGCCUAGACACAUCGGAAUUACGUGAGGCGAGCACAGCAGAGCUUAAACAACGAUCCCUUGUACUUGUGAAAAGCUGUACGACGAUAGUUCGUAAGAGGCACUAGUCCAGAGAAAAAAAUAUACGCAGAGAUGGCGAAUAAGAGCAAGCGGGAAAAGUACUUUCGCGAGCAUCACAAUGGCCAAACAACAUGAACACAAGAAGGACGCAUGACAAUUUCAAGAAAUUUGCGAGUGAGUAUAUUUGGGAAUAAUCAGAGAAGUAUUAUUUAUGACCGCGUGGGUAUGAGAAACCGGAAACGAUCGACUAAUUACCCACGGUGGCCUCUACGAGAAACUCUUGAUAUAUUCCAAGAGUACAAAGGCGUACUCUUAAUAGCGCGCGGGUAGACAGUGAACAAGUUUUACCUAGAAGCGGAUCUGAAAUAAAUUUGUGUCCUCGGUUUUAAUUUUAACGUCAUAUCGAAGGCCUAAUUGAGGCUCGACACAUCACCGAUACGUAAGAACGUGUGUACAAUACUUCUUUAGGCGUAAAUUUUAAACACCUUUUCUGUUUUAUAAUUUUUAUACGGUGUUCAGGGAAGCCUUCCUCUCUAUGCGUUCGGCGAUUGCGCGCCGUGCAUAAAAACUACAGGACUUCUAUUAAAGAUUGUAUUUCUAUAUAAGGAAUAUUUGGAAUCCUGAAAACGUCUAGAUAGCUAUUAUGAUAAAUUCAGCUUAUAUAGAAAUACUAUAUAGGAACUUUUUCUUUCGAUGAUAUAACCAGUCCGUGAUAAGUUAACGAUUAAGUCACCCUACACUCGACAUCAACACAGCUUUACAUUUGUAUGACAGACCCGAUGAGAGCCAAGUGAGGUAAACUAAAAAACAAGUUCAGGUAGACAAAUAAAUUCAGUCCGAUACAAUUACGAUACGUUACACUUAUGCAUCGUUCGUCAUAUCUUUUUUUUUUUAUUACGAGCCGCUAUAUUAUGUACUAUGUUUGUUAUAGAUUGAAAUAAACCUGCUAAAAAUUCACAUCCCUCUCUAUACAGAAAAAAAAUGUUACAAUAAUAUUUGAUGACAAAGAAAACUUAGGUAUAUGUGUAAAUAACAAUAUUUACAAAAAUAAAUUGUGACAAGACCA
Molecule: messenger RNA, 2832 nt
Organism: Cephus cinctus (wheat stem sawfly)
Lineage: Eukaryota; Metazoa; Arthropoda; Insecta; Hymenoptera; Cephidae
Product: plasminogen activator inhibitor 1 RNA-binding protein
Exons: 7
Coding region: 137-1489 (450 amino acids)
Cellular component (GO): nucleus; cytoplasm
Molecular function (GO): RNA binding
Source: RefSeq, a predicted model, not a curated record